Molecule: messenger RNA, 1319 nt
Organism: Linum tenue
Lineage: Eukaryota; Viridiplantae; Streptophyta; Magnoliopsida; Malpighiales; Linaceae
Source: the annotation of a GenBank genome assembly
GGAAAACAAGGAGAAGACGAAAUUAAAUCUGUUAUGCGUAUAAAUUAUGUUGUUGUUGUUCUCGUCAUCAACCAAAUUGCAGCAAUGCGUUCUUACAGAGGGAUUUCUGCAUCUAAUCUGAAGGGCUUGGUGUUGGCUCUGUCUUCCAGCUUGUUUAUAGGAUCUAGUUUCAUUAUUAAGAAAAAGGGUCUGAAGAAAGCUAGUGCCUCCGGCCUCAGAGCAGGUGCCGGUGGUUACUCUUACUUGUAUGAACCACUAUGGUGGAUUGGCAUGACAACAAUGGUUGUGGGGGAAGUUGCUAACUUUGCAGCCUAUGCAUUUGCACCCGCUAUUCUGGUCACCCCUCUCGGUGCUCUAAGUGUGAUUAUCAGUUCUGCUCUGGCUCAUGUGAUACUGGGGGAGAAGCUGCACAUGUUUGGAAUAGUUGGGUGUAUUCUGUGCGUUAUGGGCUCGACGAUAAUCGUUUUACAUGCUCCUCAAGAGCGCCACAUCGAUUCCGUCAUUGAAGUCUUUCAACUCGCGACAGAACCAGUGUCACUAUUCUACGUCGGAUUCGUAUUAGUAGCGGUAUAUAUACUGAUCGUGCAUAUAAUACCUCGUUAUGGGCAAACACAUGUGCUCGUCUACAUUGCUGUUUGUUCACUCGUUGGUUCACUAUCGGUUAUGAGUGUCAAAGCACUUGGAAUUGCUUUGAAGUUAACAUUUUUGGGAAUGAACCAAUUAGUCUACCCACAAACAUGGGCUUUCACUUUGGUUGUGAUGGCUUGUGUGAUCACUCAAAUGAAUUAUCUGAACAAGGCUCUCGACACAUUUAACACAGCUGUAGUAUCACCCAUAUACUAUGUCAUGUUUACAACAUUCACUAUUCUAGCAAGUGUCAUUAUGUUUAAGGAUUGGGAUCGACAAAACCCAAUACAAAUUGUUACAGAAAUGUGCGGAUUUGUGACGAUUCUCGCAGGGACGUUCCUACUUCACAAAACAAAAGACAUGGUUGAACCUAAUACAUCCUCCCCUCAACCAUUGCGGAUUAUUAGGCAUCCGGAAAGUCAUAAAGGUGAAUUCGAUCCUGAAGCAGCUCCUCUUCGAUCACAGAAUACCUUAUGAUGAUCAUCAGGAAAAUAGAUGCCCUACAUUUUUCUUUGUAUUGUAGUCUUUUAUUUGAUCUUUUGAGUAUAGACAUAAAUGUAUUUGGUUUGUCCCAAAUUGUUACUAGAAUGUAAGGAGAGUAGCUUAGCUAGGGCGUUCACAAGUGAACAACUGGUCUUUGUAGACAAAAAUUGUCAAUUAACAACGAGGAAACUGAAGAUUAUUUGAUGGGG